GUAGUCCUCCUAGCGGUGGUUGACCAUCGUCAUCAUCGCAGUAAGCUAGAAAGGACCGUCAGAAACGCAGCAGCCCGCCAGUCAGUUUCUAGUUGAACAACCAACCAGUCAGACGGUCGACGGUCGAUCAAAGUAGUCUAGCCGGAGUGUUCAGCAGUACCGUGGAGACGCUCGGUCGUUUGAUUUGUCGUCCGUUUCUUUUUUCUGGUCUGGAAGUUUUUCGAUCUACCUAAUUGAAUCUCAGGGAUAGGAAAAGUGUUCGCGCGAAAUUUCCACCACCAGCAGGAAAAGUGAUUUAAUCCCGAAAUUGUGUUCAACGAUCAGCAGGGAAUAAUUUUCUAACGGAAAACGCUUCCGAAUCGCGUUUUUCUUUCGCUACCUCAAACCGUUUCAAUUUUCGUCGCCGCCUCCUCAGUUUCCGUGCGUCGCGUCGGUGGGAAAAUCAAAACAAAGUAAACUAAGCGUGUUUUAAACUUGAAAGCCGAUUCGGCCCGUUUUGUGAGAGUGCAUCCUUUGGUAGUGCCGAUUUUUUUUUUGUAUUCGUUCUCUCAUUCCGGUCGGUGUCUCCGUUGGUGAUCUCGUAGUGUUUUGUUCAGCUUAAAGUGAAUAUCACCACUAAGGGAUAAAACGAGAGAAACUACCAGCGAUAAGUUGGUGGGAAAAACAGCUGAUUUUGGCUGAAGGUGUGAAUCGCAUCUUGGCGGAAUAAUUGCAUAAUUUCAAUCUUGAGUCAACCGUUGAGCACUCUCGAGGAAUAUCAGCCGGCUACCUCGGCAGUUUCCUCUCGAACAGCCUCAAGACCAACCAGCUGGAGGUCAACACCGACUCGAAGACGCUCCGGCCGAUCGCUCGCCUCAAGGAACCGCGGGAACUUUUCGCACUGCCGAAGGAACGGGACUAUGACUGCCCCCAGCAGGCCCCCAGAUGGCCGAUCGAGUGCCAGGUUCAGGAGGAGCGGGUUUACCACAUCAACUAUGCACCGGAGACGCCCGAGCCGUACUAUCAACCGACGGGGAAGGAACUCCAGCCGCGGCCAGUCGGCGAGGAGAACGGCGUAAUCGUGUACAAUUACAAUCCGACCAGUGCGGUUCAUUAUACCACGCUGACGAUCAAUCCGGUGCGAGUAACGAUUUUCCAUCCGGACAGGAUCGCUACUACAGCAGUCCGGUGCUGGAGCUAGACGACGACUCCCAGUGGCACUACUUUGGCUAUAGCGAAGGGGAAGAGGAAGGAUCGUCCGGGGCUGAAGACAGCGGAGUCCUGCGAUACGGUCCAAGCGAGUUUGACUUGAAUCUGACCUAUGAUCAGAUCAAUGCCGAAGAGGAGAUCUUCACUCGGGAACAGCUGAGGAAGAUGGCUUUGGAACAACCACGUCCUGAACCUUCUUCGGGCUCGUGUGGCAAAGACCAAGAAGAGGAAGAAGGCGUUGAUCGUGGGGCGAGUUCAUCGAACUCCGCAAGUCCCGUUCGGAACAGUGGACCACGGUCUCCGGGCAAUGUCCCCGGCAACACCGCAAACUUCUACGCCAGCGAGCCGGAAUCCGAUAACGACUCGGAGGGCGAGCAGAGCAAGCACGAAAUCCAAUCGGCACCGACACUGAUGCACCUCAACUCCACAGCAGCCAUACGGUUACAACACAAUCCACUUCACAACGACACACUACCCGCGUCUACCGAAUACCAAGGUUCACCAUCGACUGCUUCCGUUCCACAGUUUAGCCGCUCGACGGUCGGCGGUUCCAAGGCCCAGCCGACGGCCCACCCGAAUGCGUUCGAUCCGGACGAUCUGGUGUUCGAGUCGCGGUUCGAGAGCGGCAACCUGGGCCGGGCCAUCAAGAUCACCCCGACGUACUACGAGCUGUACCUGCGGCCGGACAUGUACACCAAUCGGCACACGCAGUGGUUCUACUUCCGGGUGAAGAACACCAAAGCCAAGAUGGUCUAUCGGUUCUCGAUCAUCAACCUCACGAAGCCGGACAGUCUGUACAAGGAGGGCAUGCGACCGCUGAUGUACUCCACGAUGGACGCCGAGUUCAAUCACGUCGGUUGGCAGCGAUGCGGCGAGAAUAUCGCCUACUUCCGAAACGACAGCGAAAAUGGGUACAACCACAGCAACUACCACCACCGGCCGGUGGACGACGACGACGAUGAGUUCGUGGGGAAUGCCUCGUUUACGCUGUCGUUCAACAUCGAGUUCCGGUACGACGACGAUACGGUGUACUUUGCGCACAGCUACCCGUACACGUACUCGGACCUGCAAGACUAUCUGAUGAGCAUCCAGCGGAACCCGGUCAAGUCGAAGUUCUGUAAGCUGCGGUUGCUGUGCCGCUCGCUGGCGGGGAACAACGUGUACUACCUGACGGUGACUGCGCCCUCGACGCACGAGGAUGACAAUCAGAAGAAGAAGAAAGCGGUAAUCAUCUCCGCACGUGUUCAUCCAGGCGAGAGUCCUUCGUCGUGGAUGAUGAAGGGCCUCAUGGACUUUAUCACCGGUGAUUCAUACGUGGCGAAAAAGCUUCGCCACAAGUUUAUCUUUAAGCUAGUGCCUAUGCUCAAUCCGGACGGCGUCAUCGUGGGCAACACCCGCAGCUCGCUGACCGGACGGGAUCUCAAUCGACAGUACCGGACCGUGAUCCGGGAAACGUAUCCGUCCAUUUGGAACACCAAGGCAAUGAUUAGAAGACUGAUGGAGGACUGCGGCGUCGCGAUGUACUGCGACAUGCACGCCCACUCACGCAAGCACAAUGUGUUCAUUUACGGGUGCGAGAACCUGAAGCGGCAUCCGGAUCGGCGGCUGCUGGAGCAGGUCUUCCCGCUGAUGUUGCACAAGAACGUGGCCGAUAAGUUUUCCUUCGAAAACUGCAAAUUUAAGGUGCAGAAAAACAAGGAGGGCACCGGACGGAUCGUCGUCUGGGUGCUCGGAGUGACCAACAGCUACACCCUGGAGGCUUCCUUCGGUGGAAGCACGAUGGGUGGCCGGGCAGGGACGCACUUUUCCACGGCGGACUACGAACACAUCGGACGGGCCUACUGCGAGACGCUGAUGGACUACUACGACGAUAAUCCGAUCAAAGAAAAGCUGCGCAUGAAGAUCCUCACGAGGCUGUCGAAGGAGGGUUCCAGUGCGGAGGAACCGCUCAACAUCCCGCUGUCGGAUUACUCCAGCGACGAAGGCGACACCAGCACCAGUAGUUCCGAGGACGAAGCCGGAAAGGACAGCAUGGCGGAACUGGAAGGUCCGUGCUGUUCAUCACUCAGGGUACCUCCGUCGUCUCCGGUGCUGCCGCAGAAGUUCAAAGGAAACAAGAAGGGUAAAAAAUCUCAGAGCCGUACGCCAAGUAAACCCUACAGGCGGAGAGCUCGCAACGCGCACCGAAUCGUUCUGGACAUUCCGACGGCCGAACCGGCCAGCGACUUCUUCGACUACACCUCGGACGAAGAUUCGUCCCCGUUUGGAGGCGGCAGCAGCACCUACCCCCACCAUCAGCUAGCGGCAUCCGACACGGAGAACACGGUCAAGCGGAACUUCCGCCGGAGGCACAAGUUUCACCAAUCGGACCGGAUCAAGAAGUUGACCAUGUUGGGCUGUGAGACGCAGUACCUGAUGCCACCGGAGUUGAUUGUGCGAUCGGCGACCAGUCGGUACCUUUCGGAGGAGGAGGACGACAAGCAGCGGAUGGUGAUGAGCAUCAUCAAGGAGUUUCCGCCGAUCAGCAAGGAGCGCUCGUGGCAAGGGUUCAACCGGGCGACCGCUGAGAGAAACCGCGCCGAACUGAUGAAGCCGAUGAGCCCGGACCACAUAUUUGCCCACCUGUCGUUCAAGCGAUCCAUCUGGACCGGAACCCAUUCGGAUGGGUACGUGAACGAAUCGACAAACAACAUCAAUUCCCGACCCUUGUCCUGGGGUGUCCCACCGGUGCUCGUUAAAUCAUCUACCCACUACGACAAUGAAGCCCUACUGACAGCAUGCUCGCAAAAGCUCGCCGCCUGGAAGGACGAGAAGCGCAGCCUGAAGGAAAAGCACCACAAGAGCCUGUCCCGGAUGGCCGCUAAGGAUAAGGAAAACCGAUCGGCCGCUGGCUCCCGGGUGAAGCUGAACCUGAGCGAGCAGUACAAUGCGGGGAGGCAGAAGACUCCCGCCGACAAGAAGCUGAGCGACAGUUCCGAGGGUAGCGGAAUCGCUAAGGUUCGGAGGAAAACUAGAUCGACCCUGAACAAGAUCGCCGAAAAGGCGGAAAUCAUCACUCACCUGUCGCGUAGCGCUCGUUCCGGUCAAUCCCGCCGAAUGGCCGUAGCCGCUGCCGCAAGUCUCCUCUCGUCGUCCGGUUCCCCGCGGAAGGCCACAAGCACCAGCAAUCUUCUCGGUCCGGUGUCCGGAUCGCCGCAAACCCAGCUGCUCGUAUCGAGUCAAUCGCUAAAAACACCAAUCCACACCACCACCACUGGUCACAAGUUCAAAACCGGCGGAAUCGUCGUAACGGCCGCCCAGCCUCUGCACACCCGGCAACGCAAAACGGGACAGCACCUCAGAGCCGUCCGGACACCGGCCAGCAACAAUUCUUCCACUUCACCGACCAAACUGCCGACGACGACCACAAUCGAUAUACAGCUGACCACACUCUGCUCCGAGACGGAAUCUGAAAAGAACGUCAAGAUCGUUAGCAGCACCCAGCCGAGGAAGCACAAGAAGAAGCACCACCGGAUCGGCGGCAACAGGGACAAGUCGGCGUCCGGCGGGAGGGCACCGGUUUGA
Aedes aegypti (yellow fever mosquito) is the source of this 4752-nucleotide messenger RNA. RefSeq lists its product as uncharacterized. Lineage: Eukaryota; Metazoa; Arthropoda; Insecta; Diptera; Culicidae. Gene Ontology annotation, biological process: proteolysis. The record is from RefSeq and is a predicted model, not a curated record. Bases 925 to 4752 code for a protein of 1275 amino acids. Gene Ontology annotation, molecular function: zinc ion binding; metallocarboxypeptidase activity. The transcript has 17 exons.